UGGAUACACCAACCUCCCGGCAGCAAGAAGGAAGACCGAGACCCAAGCAGUAUGUACCCGUCGCAGGGCCCGAUCCCCGGCGGUCCACUGCCGGAGGGCAGCUCCGUUGGUGAUCAGUUCAAGAAGAACGCCUCUUCGGCUGCUCCCCCCAACUACUUGCACAUCCACCAUGCCGAUGCUCCCCCCGGUGGGAUAGGCGAGCAGGCGCCCGGCAACCCCGACAGCAGUCAGUCGACCCCGGUGCUCCUCACGGCCCCCAUCAUUGCCAGCGCGCCCGGCGGCCAAUACAUGCACCUGGCGCAGCAGCAGCAGCAACAACAACAACAACAGCAGGGGGGCUUCUCGGCGCCGCUGCGCGAUGCCACAACGCCCAUCUCGCCGAACUUCAACGGCGCCAACACGGCCGGGGGCUUCUUCCAUCCCCAAGGGCCGGUCGGAGGCCUGACCUCCCCGCGCGGAGGCCCCGGCGGCCUGGCCCUCGUGUCGCCGGCCACCGCCAACACCAAUGCCCUGCACCAUCCGGGCGGCGGCGGCGGCGGCGGCGGCGGCAGCGGCAACCCCGCCUCGCCCAUCAUCAGCAUGGCUCCUCCCGGUGGGCACCCUCCCCAGGCCGCCACGGCUGCCAUGCACCUGGGCGGACCGGGCAGCCUUUCCGCUGGUGACCACCAUCAUGCACAGCAGCAACAGCAACAGCAACAGCAGCAGCAGCAGCAGCAGCAGCAGCAGCAACAUGCGGCUGCCGCCGCGGCCGAGGCCUUCCAGCAGGCGGCCGCUUUCGCCGCGGCCGGCGGUGGGCACCACCAUCAUGGCGCGCACAGCAACACAACGCCGGCCAGCCCGUUUGCCCAGCUGACGGGCCCGAUGGGCGUCGGCCCCGGCGGUCCGGGUGGCGGCGCCAACGGAGACCAGCAGAUGCUGCUGACCUCCUUCCAGGCGGGCACGGCCUCGGCCACCGCGUGCAAGGAAUUCCUGGCCCUCUACAAGUCCAAGCAGCUGGACUUGGUCCGGCGCCAGCGCGAGGCCGCGGCGCCGGCCUCGCUGGCCAUCGAUGUGGUGGCCGACGAAACGUCCCUGCGCCCGGUGCCCGGGAUCGAGGAGCGCCGCGCCCUGGCCAUCGAAUGGCACACGGUCCAGCGCCGGGCCGUCAAGUGGGCCCACCGGUUCUGCCCGGUGCCGGAGUGCGUGGAGCCGGUGGCCGCCCUGCAUGAGCUGCCCAACCACAUUGUCAAUGCCCACGUCCGGUCGGACUUCCGCCGGUGCCUCUUCUGCUCGUACCAGCAGCGCGCGCCGGUGUCGCAGCAGCAGCAGGCCCAGCAGGCCGCGGCCCAGGCGUCGGACCGGCGCAACCGCGGCAGCCCCACCGGCGGUGGGAAGUCCUCCUCGUCGCGCCGCGGGGUGGCCGGGCUCGGCCCGCGCGCUGGCAUCCCCCCGCCCCAGCGCCGCCGCGGGGUGGCAGCCGGCUCCGACGACGAGGAUGACGACCUCGGCUCGGAUGUCUCCGACUCGGAGGUCGACAGCCGCGAGUCCACCGCCUCGCCGCGCAUGGACGCCGAGGCCGGCGCCUCCCGCAUCAAGGUCGAGCAGCAGCCCGGCGGCGACAGCCAAAUGUCCACCGGCGGCGGCGGCGGCGGCGGCAGCAGCACCAAGCCCGGCGAUGGCGCCACCAAGCACCACCUGGUGGAUCCGAAGAAGGCGGCCGAGGAUGCGGCCGCCGCCGCCGAGGAGGCCGCCAUCAAGGACGGCUCCCUGGCCCCGGGCAAUGGCAAGCGCUUCAAGCUCCUGUCCCACUUGCAGCGCCACCUGGCCCCCUCCUUCCGGUGCCGGUGCGGCGCGGCCUUCUCCCAGCGCCAGGCCCUGAUGCGGCACUAUCGCGAACUCCGCUGCCCCAUCCGCCAGCAGCAGCGCCGGCAGAUCCAGCUGGAGCAGGCCCAGGCGGCCCACGCGGCGGCCAAUGCCGCGGCCACCGUGGCCCUGGCCGGGGCCGCCGGUCCCUACCCGCCGCAGCUUCAGCAGCUUCUGGCCGCCGGCGGGGGGGCGCCCGCUGGUCCCGGGGCCGGUGGCCCGGGCGGCGCCCCGGGCCUGGCGAAUGCCGGGCCGACGCCCAUCGGCACGCCGCUCCUCGGGGCGGCCGGGCUGCUGAGCCCGGUGCCCGGCGGCCCGGCCCCCUCGCCGGGGCUCAUGGCCGCCGUGGCCGCCGCCGCCGCCAGCGGCCACCCGGUCCUCGGGCUGAUGCCCCUCUCGUCGCAGGGGAACUUCAAGGAGAGCAUGAUGCAGAUGCAGAGCGCGGCCGCGGCCGCCGCCGCCGCCGCCGCCGCCGCCGCCGCCACCAACGGCCCCGGCGUGCCCCCCUCGCCCCUGCUGGCCAUGCAGUCGCAGCAGCACCCCAUGCCGCAGUUCGGCUCGUCGGCUUCGGCCUCCUCCGGGGGGCCCGGCCAGCCGCAGCCAGGCGAGCACUUCUUCCAUGGCGGCCACUUCCAGCGGGCUGGCGACCCGGGCACCGGCGAGAUGGCCAUGCCGCCGCGGUCCUCCUCGCUGGACAGCCUGGCCGCCGGCAAUCCGGCGCACCACCACCAUCACCACUCGCAGCAGCAGCAGCAGCAGCAGCAGCAGCAGCCGCAGUAUGGACAGCCAGGCGCACACCAUCGGCCCAUGAUGGCCGAGCGGUCGCGCACCGGGGACAUGGGCGAUGUCGGCCCCAACCGGCCCCGGCCCGCUGGCGACGCCCGGCCGCACAGCUCGCUGGCCGCCCUGCCGGGCCAGCAGCCACCCAUCGACGACCGGCACAUGCAAUUCUCCCAGCGGUCGUCGGCCUCCGGCAAUGGGCCGGGCGACCCGUCGCGCUCGUCCUUCACGUCGCUCUGCUCCCCGGGCGAGGCGUCGUCCCCCUUCCACCGGGCCACCGGCGUCACCAAGGACGACCCCUCGGCCACCGGGGCCGGGUUCCGCCACGCGGCCGCCACCGACAGCCCCUUCGAGCCGCAGCACAUGCACUUCCAAUCGGGCCCCUCGUCGUCGCACCAUGGCCCCCAUCACCCGCACGGCGGCCACCACGCCUCCCACGGCGCCGGGUACCACCACCCGCAUGGGGCUCACCACCCGCAUGGGGGCCCCCACCACCACCAGCACCACCACCACCACCAGCAGCAGCAGCAGCAGCAACAGCAACAGCAGAUGCACACCGGGCACUACUAUGGCGCGCAGCAGCCGCCCUCGCCCGGGGCCGCCGGGCCCGGGACCGACCUCACGUACACGGACCCCGGCACGUACGGCGGCUCCGGCUCGGCGGCCGAUCGCCACCUGUCGCCCCAGCUGCUGGACGCGGCGGCCGGCCAGCCGGCCAGCCCCCCGGGCUCCGGGUCCAUGAUGAUGCAGAACCUCAUGGCCACGGCCCCGUCGGCCCUGGAGACCGGCGGCGCCGGCGGCGGGGACUUCGACGAUCCGCUGGACGGGGACUUCCGCGGGCUGCACGGCGCCAGCCGUGGGCAUCGUGCCUUCUCCGGGGCCCGCCUGGGCCCGGGGAUCUUCGCCUCGUCCAGCACCGGCAUGCUUGCCGCCAAUGGCGGCGCCGGUGGCCCCCCGCGGUCCAGCUCCCAGGGCGACCUGCGCGCGGUCUUCUCGCCAGAUGGCAGUGGCGCCGGGCCCCCCCUGGUGGCCGGCGGCGGUGAGAAGGCCACUUCGCCCGGGGCCGGGGCCUGGUCGCGGGGCGGCCCGGCGGCCCCGGGCUUCGCCACGGUCGGCCGGUCCAUGACCGGCCCGGCAUACGUCUUCACCCCGGGCCCCGGUGCCGGCUCCCAUGAGGGCAACAUGUCGGCCGCCGGGGCCGGGUCGCCGGUGCCCUCGCCGGCGGCCCUGCUCGGCAGCGGGCAGCAACAGCAGCUGCCCGGCCCGGACGCCGGCUUCUACCCCGGCGGUGGCCAGGGCUUUGACGGGCCCCACGCGCCGGCCGCCAAGCCCGCCGGCCAGGUCACCCCCCUGCGCAUGCGCCCCUCCAUGUCGGCGGAUCAGCUGUCGGCGGCCACCAUCUCGGCCGCCGGGCCACCGCAUCUCCAUGCGGCCGUGCGGUCGCAAUCGGGCGCGCUGCUGGCGGCCGGGCCCGGCUUCGGCGGGCCCCAGCCCUCCGGCGCCGGCAACAACAGCAGCACCCCCGGCACCCCGACCGCCGGGGUGUUCUACGGCCCGGGCGGGCUCCCGGCCGAUGCGGCCUCCUCCGAUGGCAGUGUCAGCCCGCCAUCCUCGUCCUCCUCCACCGGCCUCGGCACCUCGGGCUCCAUCUCCCUGGACAAGUCCUCCUCCGGUGCGCUGCAAACCCUCCUCAGCAUGGCCACGAGCCAGUUCCUCAGCCAGCAAAUGCGCGUGGCGCCGGGCAGGGCCGAUGGCGAAGGCGUGGCCGCGGUCACGACCACCCACCUUCGCCACCUGCUGCUGCGCAGUGACAGAGUGUCUGAGAGCAACCAUGUAGACGAGCGCCACUCCGCCGCACACUCCACCGGCCUGCUGGACCUGGUGGUGGUGGCGGCGAAUGGCGCGGCCGGCGGUGCCGCCGGUCAGCAGCAGCAGCAGCAGCCGAAGCAGCACCUGCCGCGGCAGUCCCCCCAGGUGCCCCUGACCCGGCCUGGGCUCGACACACCGCCCCUGAGCCGUGUGCCCACGGCCGAGGCCCUGCCGGCGGCCGUGGUCCUGCCAGCCGCCAGCAACCCGGCCGACGCCACUGGCGACCUGCUUCUCGGGGCCCUGACGCCCACGUCGCAGAGUGUGUCGCCCCCCGGGUCGGACGGGCCGCUCUCGGACUUGGUGACCCUCAUCCGGCCCCAGUGGGCCGGGGGCGGGGCUGCCGGCGGUGAGGCCGGCGCCGCGCAGCACCACCGCCACCAUCACUCGCAGAUGGGGGGGCCGGCCGCGUUCCAGCCGCAGCAGCAGCCGUGUCCCAGCAGCCCGGCGGCGGCACCCCUGUCCGCUCGCAACCUCGGCUUUGGCACCGCCGGGCCGGGCGGCUGGCACCCGGGGUCUCUUGCGAAUGUGCAGCAGACGCAGUUUGUCCAGCAGAUGCCCUUCUCAGCAGUCCCCCAGCCGCAGCGGCAGCAGCAGCAGCAGCAGCAGCAGCAGGUCCAGCUCGCCGCGCAGCAGACGCAGUUUGUCUCGCAGCCCGUGCAGCUCGUCCAGCAGCAGCAGCAGCAGCAGCAGCAGUCCUUUUCCCUCAGCCAGCAGCCGGCAGCUGCCUCGGCGAUGCAGACGCAGCCCCAGGUUUCGGUUCCCCUGCUCCUGUCGCCGGCGGACCUGGCCCUGCUGAAGCCGUGUCUCAUGGCGGCGGCGGCGGCGGCGGCGGCGGGGGCCACCGCGGCUGCCCCGGCGCGCGACCUGGCGACUUCGCCCCUGGUGGCGCAUCUGGCCGUCUCGCCGGAGCUGGGCCUCCUGCGCCUUGGGGCCGCCGCCGCCGCCGCCGCCGCUCCCGGCAUGGCCCCCCUCCCCCGAGGCGGCGGCUUUGUUGCCCUGCCUGGGGACAUGUGA
Molecule: messenger RNA, 5505 nt
Organism: Fonticula alba
Lineage: Eukaryota; Rotosphaerida; Fonticulaceae
Exons: 3
Coding region: 52-5505 (1817 amino acids)
Source: RefSeq, a predicted model, not a curated record